AAUUCUUUGUUUCAUUGCGUACAUUUUUGUCGUCGGAGAUAAUGGCGCUAGUGUGAGGUCUUCUCCAUGAAGUUUCAAUCUAUGUACAGAUUGAUGUAAUAUGUUUGCAAGCCGACUGUGCCGUACUGUGUAAUGUAAAGAAAUCGAUUGACCUUUAGUGAAACGCCGAUUGUUUACUUAAAACACCGUUUUUCUAUUGUUAUUAUGUGGUAUUAGAGAAAAACUUGUAUACGUGUCUUUAUAGUAUGUGUUUCGAGAAAUAAAGAUUUUCUAAGAGAUGCUUGAUGCCGGGCACUGAACUCAACAAUAGGCCGGUGCCGGCAGAUCAAUUUUCGGCCUGCAACGAGGAGUCUCAACUAGAGCUACACCUCCAAAGGCAAUUGGAGGACGACAUCGCGAGAAUUUUUGACGAAUCUAUAUACUCUGAUCUUGAAGUGGUGUGUGGCAAACUAAAGAUACUAACUCAUUCUUGCAUUUUAAAAGCACGCACUGAUAAGUUUUAUCACCAAUUACAUACAAUUUUGCAUGUGAACAUUGAGCGCAAUACGUUCGAUGAGAUAUAUUCUUUCAUAAGUGAUGUGUAUACUGAAUGCAACAUUCAACAUGAAGAAAAAGAAAUAAUUACUUACCUGAAACGCAAUUUAAAUGUCGUAGAACCUGUCCCUGAUAAGCCUAACCCGACCAAGGAGGAAGGUGAAGAAUCUGAGGUUUACUCCACGCCAAAGUGCAUUACCCCAUAUGUAGAUAAUGACGUCCAGAAAGUAAUACAUUCUAGUCCAAGUACUGAGUUAACAAAAGAAUAUUAUGCGUUAGUCCCGAUUGAAGGGAAUUUACUUGAAAAGGAACUUACCGAACAGGAUGAACUCUCUAAUGCAUUUCAAUCUAUAAAAAAAGGUCAAUCGGACGAUACAAGUCAAGUAAAAAAUUUUCUACUCAACAAGCCAACUUCGCUGUACCUUAAUUCUAGUCAUACUUCCAAAACAGUCAAACAUUCCAGUAGUUGUGAUAUUUUGAAUAAUAUUUCUUUAAAAGAUCCAAAACAAGAAAACAAUCUGCACACAGUCGCUGAUAAAGACUUUAAAACUAAUCGGACCUUACCGCCAAGUGAUAUUACUGAACUCGUUACUACUAAGAAUUUAAAUAAUCCUAAUCUGGGCGCAGAUAAGCCGGUAGAUCCUCCUUAUUCGCCAGAUAGCUUAAUAACGGAUGAACCUAGUUCUUCUUCAGAUUAUUUGUCUGCCGCAUACACAUUUUCUCCAGGCGCUAGUUCGUCUGGUUUCCAGCAUCAAGUAAAUGUUGAAAGUAGCGCAUCCAAGAUGGAAAAUACUUACACGUUGUCCGAUUCGGGCUUGGAAGAUACAGCAAUGUUGGGUAGCGUCAAUAGUCACAAGGACGUUACUGUAACAAAUAUAUCUUUAUCUGAAAAUACUCUUCAAGAUUUAAUUACCGACGAUGCAAGUAUCUCUACAAUAUCCAUUCCCAGUUCUUUAGCCGGGGUAAACAACUUACAGCGGUCGAAACAGAGUGGCACAUCUUUUGAGAGAGAUUGUAAUGGUCAGAGUACCCAUACCGAUAUGUGUGGUAAAUCAAUAAAGGAAGAAAAACAGAGACAAAACGAAGAGAUUGUGAUACUAGAGUCGUCGUCGCUUUCUUCAGAAACGGGCUCUUGGGAGUCUGUGUAUCCUCCAAAAUUGGUUGAAAAAGAGAUCUGUGAAAAAUUUCUGAACAAUGAGCGCCAGCAAUGUUUUGAUUCCCCUAAUAAGGUCCACAAAUCACCUUUGAAAUCAACCGCCUGUUUUAUUGAUGCUUCUAGCUUAGUUGAUGAAGAUGAAUCGAUUGAAUUAAUUAAACAGGAUAACGUCAAACUAGAUAUUUUACCUACCCCCAGCCAACCAGUGCCGUGCUCCACAGUUAAACAAGACAUCAGUCCAGUUGAUUGGUCAGAAAGUAACGACAAUGAAGAUUCCUUGGAAAAAAAAGAUCCAGAUUCGAUACAAAAAGAUUUAUCUCCGACCAUUUUUGAAAUGACACCAAUUACAGAAGAUUCUUUGAGUACAAAUCAGUUUGAAUCUGCUGCACAGGUGGCAGCGGCAGAAGCUGCAGAAGAGACUUCUAGCUUCAUAUCAGAAAAAGAAAGAUCGCUUAAAGUUAGCGCUGUUUUCAUGUCCAGUACACCAAAUAACUCAAUGUUGUCAUUCACAAAUCAAAUCAUUAAGCAGUACGAGUCUGAAGAUAGCGAAAGCACCGUUACUAUUGUUGAUUCCGACAGCUUUACAAUGAAACAAACAAAAGGCAGUCAUUCGCCACCCAUCCUAUCGGGAGGAGUGUCUGUAGAAGAUCAUUUACCUCAAGUAGGCGCAAGCUUACCCCUAUCGGAAAAUGUUCAAACAAAGCCGAGAACAAGUUCAGCGUCGGCAUGGGUUGUUGACAUGUCAAAUUCAUCGAAAACAGACGAGAAUUCUGCCAACCAUUCGAAACAACAACAUUCAAAUGCAAAUUUUAAAUCGUCCGAUGAUUCAAGCGAAAAGAAGAAUAUGUUUUCUAUGUAUAUAGAUCUCGGUGAUAGAUCGACUUUAAAAGAUAUGCCGACUCGAUUAGCUUCGUCAAAGCAUACGAAGAAGAAUUCCGUCGGGGUUGACAAUAAGUCAACUGCUCGGAAUUUUAAAACUGCAGCAGCAGCAGCUGAUACGAGUGUGUCUAUUUUUGAGAAAUAUGAAUCUUUAUGCAACGAUCCUAACAUCAGUAUUUCAGAAAUUAUUUCCAUUCCUGAAAAAAAUGAGCCUGUUCCAGAGAUCUUAGAAGAUAGUCAUGUAGAAAUUACUCCCAAAGUCCACCAGUCACGUCUGAAUAAAACAAGUGAUAAAAUGACUAUAAACAAUGAACUACCCGAACCUUCAACUGAAGUUCAGUCUAAAGAUUUGUUUGUGAAACUGUCAGACUUAGAUAAGCCAGUGCAAAAAUCGGAUGUAUUGCUAUCAGUAGAGAAAAAAAGUGUAGAUGUGCGCAUGACAAGAUCUAUACCGGAUUGGGGUGAACAAGCAUUUUUAACAAACUCGAGAUCAAUAGAGGUUAUAACUUCCUUUCAUUCGGAAAAUGCGUUAAGCUUGAACAGGUUGUUUCCCCAUUUAAAAAAUGAAUUCAGUAGAAGCAUGCCAGGGUCUCUGUCUAGCAGAACUCGAUCACCGUUAAGGUUGGGUACAUCCAGCACCCUCGGCGAUGGCGACGAGCAAGGCUCGGACAUGUCGGAAUUGAGUAGUAUGCAGAGCAGCAACUGUCGAUCCGGAUUCGGGAACAGUACUACGGAUAGUCAAACAUCAAGUUUAAUUGAAAAUUGUACAUCACGGCUCGGCCAAGAUUUGCUAAGGAUGUUUUUGGAUGAAAUAGCUCCUGAUGUUAUUGUUGAAGUAUCGGGGAAACGGUUUAAAGCACACAAGUGUAUUUUGUCAUCCAGAUGUCAGUACUUCGCGGGAAUUUUAGGCGGCGGGUGGGUUGAGAGCCUAGGCAACGUCAUAGUGCUUCCACCGUUUUCGUACAAUGUAGUGUAUUUCGCUCUGUGUCACAUAUACUCCGGUCUUGCCACAAUCCCUGACUCCUUGAGCAUCUUAGAGCUGGCAACGAUCGCCGAUAUGUUAAGUUUGGAAGGUUUAAAGGAAGCGAUCAUGUUUACGCUCAAAGCCAAAUAUUGCCACCACUUUCAUAAGCCUUGCGCUGUCUGCAUUGUGGGUGUACUGGAAUGUUUCCCCUUGUGUGCCGUGUAUGGCUUGGACGAUUUGUACCACAAAUGCAUAAAGUGGAUCACGAAGCACUUCACUAAAGUGUGGCCUACGAAGGCAUUCGCGACCUUACCCACGGAUCUGCUGGACAAGUGCCUCCAACAUCACACGGUUAAUUUGACUGUAGAUAAUGUUGUGGAAACUGUGUACGGGUGUGGUAUUACAGCGGCCUCGUUACAGAACAGCCGCUGGGCAGAGAGUGUUGCGCGCCUGUGUCGUCGGCUCAUCAGCUCGGCGGCGCACUUCGCGAGCAACAAGCUCACCGCCGUCUUCCAGGCUAUCCCGCCCUUGCCUGCUGAAUCUCCUCAUGCCGCUAAGCAAGCUUUAGAAGAUUUUCUUGCAUCCGCCAUAGAGUGGGCGGGUGCUGAAGAACUCUGUCGAGCAUAUGGUUUUCUCAAUACAGUGGUGAAGGAAAUUCGCAACAGCCACUAUUCCAAACCCGAUUUAAUCAGCAACGGCACUGAAAGUCGUAAAAAUUUCGGCGCAAAUAACCCGCUGUACAUGCACGCAGGCAGCUGGCGUAUGCAAUGCGAGGGUGCGCUGGUGAGGGCGUCCCCGCGCGUCGUUACAACACAAGCUUUUAAGAACUUACCAUCUGAUUUGCGUAAAAGAUUGCGGGAACUUGGUUGCAUCAAGUAUGGCGCGCAUGCAUUGCCUCUGGCUUCUCCUACUCACCACCAGGAGAAAAAUAUUAAAUCAAUUGCUGCGCCCAAAAAAAAACCUAUAGCGCCAAAGGCUCGCAUUAUCGACAUUGCACACGUGCGCGCAUUGUUCGUGCCGUACUCACCCAAACCGGUGAUCCCAGGCGGAUCCAUCGACACGCUCAAGAGCAACAACGAUCUACGAGAUAUCAAGAGACCAACUCACCCACCAAAAGUGAGGACUACUAAAGCUCAAGAAGAACGGGCAAAGUUUAAUAAAACUAAAACCUCCUCCACGACCUCCCAGGACCGCUUAAAUACUAAGCCGAGUGGAGUGCGAGCACCAUCCUUUGAUAAAACAAAGGCUCGGUAUUUAGAGUCUAAAAAUAAGGAAAGAAAGGUUGUUAAUAAGCACUUGCCGAAGAUCGAUUCGUCGAGUGAGUCGUCUCGGAACUCGAGCCCGGUGCAGGCCCGGCGCCUGGCCGCCAUGUCGCACGACAGCCUGGCGUCGCGGCCGCGCACCGCCGAGCCCUCCACCGACUCGCUGACGGAGUCGCUCACCUCCAACAAGCACGUCGCCUCCAACAAGUACGCCACCUACACCAAGACCAGGCACUGCAAGGGCUCUUCCGAAUCAAUCAAACAAAAAAAUGAAAAUAAUGGCGCGGCCCCUGCAGCUAGUAAAAUGAAAACCAAGAUACCGGUGUAUUUAAACCAAGUACCAAAAAAGGGGAUGGAAAAUCGUAACUCUAGAGACCAACAGAAAAGGGGCAGGCUGGUACCAGGCGCCGCAAAUAACUUGCCGAACAGCAGAUCUAGCGACCGCAAAGUCCCGGGCUCUUUGAUGAACGCUACCAAGUCCAGCUCUGCGAAGAUGGUUCCCAAGGUAGUGAAAGAGGCAGUAAAAACUAGUAACAUGUCGAAGAGCGCGAGGAGUGGGCAGGCGAGCAAGCAGCACGAGGAGAAGGCAGGCCCGGCGCCUCGGGAGCUCGCCGCCAUUCCCGCCAUGGAACGAUCUGGAACGUUCCUCAAGGACGAACCCACCUUCGGCGACAAAAUAACCAACUUAGACAUCUCACAAUGAAAACCUUCACUAAAAUUACACAAAUUUAGCAAAUUCUAUCAUAUAACUGAGUAGUAGAACUCUAUAAUCUAAGCAAUAUGCAUAAUAUAUUACUAUUUUGGCUUGGUUAUAACCGAACUUUACAUUGUGUCCUGCUUAUUGAUAGAACAGUUAUGCGCAAUGGCAAUGUCACAACUAAAUGAAGUUUUAUUUAUCAUAGAUUUAUAUGACUCUGGGGAGUAUUUACGAUUGAAGUUUGAGCUGAAGCUAUGACGGGGGAGCUCUUAAUACUCGAUAACUUAUCACUGGAUAGAAGUAAUGCUGCAAUAACCGAUUCGCAAAAUUUUAAUUCAAAGUGAGAUUAUUUUUUAGGAGAGAGAUUAAUAAAAUAAAAAAGAGGUAUCCGUGUUCGAUGUAGGUAUUGAGUUAUGGCACAAAUCAUCAGCUCCUUCACCCCGAAGUCAGUGAAUCAAAGCUACGGCCCUUCACAAGUAAACUAGUCUUCAUACUACAAUAAUAAUACUUCUAUUGAAAAUAAGGAAUAUAUUUAGUUUAAUUUAUUCUCAUAAUUUAUUUUAAUUAUUAAGGAAUGUUAUUGACAUAUAUGUAUAUAUUUUGAAACGAAUCGAGUACUUUUUUAUUUUGUGUGGCAUUUAUAGUGAGACGAAAUAUAAUAUAAAUAUGUUACACUAGACAGGAAUGACUUGUCUGUUUGCAUUGAAUAUGCUCCGAAACUCCUGAACCUAUUUAAUAAAUUCUACAACUUUAUGUUUAUAUGUACAAUUCGAGUUCAGGAAGAAGUUCCGCCGGGACGCGGGUAUAACCGCUUGGGCACUUGGAUAACAUAAAGGGCUUGAUUUUAUUCCGACUGAAAUCCUAUUUUUUUUUAAUUGUCUAGACGACGUUAAAUGUUUUUUCUUAUAUGAAUCGUGCAAUAAUGUUACCGGCAAUUAAGAUUAGAAUACUUUUAAUACCUAAUUUAAAUAUGAAAACUUUAAACAUACAAGCAAGUAGAUUUGUAUGAUACUAGCCUAUUCGAUGCAAACAAUCAAAUAUUUCCUAUUUAUUUAUUGGUAUGAAAUGAUGUGUCGUGUUUGGAGAAUCGUAAUAAAUACAAUCAUACUCGUCCUCAGAUAAAGUACUUACGUCGGUAUAUAUGUAAUGUAAAGUUUUGCUGGUUCCUGUAGGGAGUAGCGAUUAUUAAGAUCGUAUUUUCGUGGCCAUUCAAAAUAAUAUACACUAAAUUUACCUACUCUAGUGAAGUCAUAUUUAAUUACUGGCCGAUUUCUAUAACCUAUCUAUUUGUUGUUUUGCGAUCAGAGAUUGAAAUUUGAAUUAAUUACUUACUGACAUAUUACUUUAUCGAUUUCUAAUCGCAAAUCGCCCGAAAGAAUGGUUAUACAAAUAUAACGUAAUAUUUUCUCUUGAAUUAUAGAAGAAUAGAGAAAGAUAAAUAUAUUUUUUAAUUAUUGACUGUAAAUGCUGUAAUGUAGUGUGUCAACUAUUUUAUUGUCACGUUUCUAAAUGUAUAACGUACUUAACAUUUGUAAUUUAUUCAAUAUUGAUUAUACCAUUGACCAUUUAUUCUAUUACGUUAUGGAAUUAUUUUCUGUAGCACGUCCCAGCUCAGUAUUAUGUAUAAAUAUUAAGAAUACCCUCCGAAAACUAUAUGUAAAAUGUUUUAAUUUAUAUAUAUUUAUGUAAAAAAAGUUAUGUAAUUUCCUCAUUGUAAAGAUUUAACAAAAUUAUAUUAAUUCUACAUAGGCAUUAACUAAACGAAGUAAAAUAAGAAUUUACUCAAGGGAGAAUUAUUUCAUUUCGCUUGCUAACUUUUUAUAAAAAAAAAAUAUCAUUAUUUUAUGUCCUUAUAAACUUUUUACUUCUUUUACUUGUUUACUAACUUGUUUUACUUCUCUUGAAAAUGUAAGUGUUUUGUUGUUUAUCUUAAUAACUUUUAGUACAAUGAAUUACAGAAAGAUUUAAUCCUUAUGAUCAAAUCUAUCUGCAAGUGCCAUAAUGAAAAACAAAUUUUAGUGGGUGCCUGUAUAGUUUCUAAAAGAAAUCUAUUCAUAAAACAUUUUAGUUCUCCUUAGAGUAAAACCUUUUAUCGCCUUACUUAUGGUACUUUCUGUGGUGUUAGAUUUUUUUAACUCGUGUUAGUGAAAUUACUCAUAAAUAGGUUAAUAUAUGUGAAACUAUCCAA
This is a messenger RNA of Helicoverpa zea (corn earworm), 7680 nucleotides long. RefSeq lists its product as uncharacterized. Gene Ontology annotation, molecular function: protein binding. The record is from RefSeq and is a predicted model, not a curated record. NCBI's taxonomy places the organism in Eukaryota, Metazoa, Arthropoda, Insecta, Lepidoptera, Noctuidae. Bases 285 to 5498 code for a protein of 1737 amino acids. The transcript has 13 exons.